AAAGUCACUUGAGUCAGUCCCCAACAAACGGUCUUCUUCGUGUCCAGAGUGAAAAGGAGCCAUCAUUUGCAGAUUUUCCCUUGAACAGUAGAUACAUUUCCCGUACCUGGUAUGACGUUCAACGAGCCUUUAAUGUGCAGGAGAACUUGAAAAAAAAUUCUACACCGGCCUAGACACGUAACAAAGGCCUGAAAAACGCUGGUGAGUGUGGCCUCCCCGCGACGCCAUAUUGGUUGACCUCCUUGAAGGCCUGAGAGGAAUAUUCUUAUCAUCGUGCAUCUCCUUCAUCUAUAUCAUCAGUGUUGUGGGUGUGCUGGCGACCACCAUGGCAGACAUGGCGACCAUCCCCAAUCACACCUCGCCGAUCAAACCCAUACUUAAUAACCAGGUGGUGAAAUCUAUGGAUGACAAAUCCUGGAAGUCCCAGCUGGUGCUUCCUCCAAGAGACAGAAGGAAACGAACAUCAGAUGUGACAGACACUAAAGGCAAUGAGUUUGAGGACUUCUGUUUGAAGCGGGACUUAUUGAUGGGUAUCUUUGAGAAGGGGUGGGAGAAGCCGUCCCCCAUCCAGGAGGCCUCUAUCCCCGUUGCCCUAAGUGGAAGAGAUAUUUUGGCUCGUGCCAAGAAUGGCACUGGAAAGACAGGGGCAUACUCAAUCCCCCUUCUGGAACAGAUUGACCCUACUCAGAACCACAUCCAAGCUCUGGUCAUUGUGCCCACACGAGAACUGGCUCUGCAGACUAGUCAUAUUUGCAAUGAGUUAGCCAAACAUUUAGGUGUCAAGGUUAUGGUGACAACUGGAGGAACUAAUUUAAAGGAUGACAUCAUGAGAAUCUAUGAAAUAGUGCAUGCAGUGAUUGCCACUCCUGGUAGAAUCCUUGACUUGAUGGAGAAGAAGGUUGCAGUUAUGGAUAAGUGCCGGAUGUUGGUAUUAGAUGAGGCUGACAAACUCUUGUCCCAGGAUUUCAAAGGCAUGUUGGACAGGGUGAUCUCUUACCUACCUCCAGAGCGACAGAUCCUUCUCUAUUCUGCUACGUUUCCUCUUACUGUGGAGCAAUUCAUGAAGAAGCAUCUGAGAUCUCCAUAUGAAAUCAACCUGAUGGAUGAGCUAACCCUGAAAGGAGUGACACAGUACUAUGCAUUUGUCCAAGAACGACAGAAAGUCCACUGCCUAAAUACCCUAUUCUCAAAGGAGAGGACUCUUGGUGUUUCUACCAUAGAGCAACUGCACUGCAACUUCCAGAGGAAGCAAAAGACCAUGAGAAGAAAAGACUACCUUGCCAAAAUUCCCAAGGAGAAACUGCAGUACAUCAAGUCUGUGUACAAAGACCUUGCAAAUCCAAACCUUCUCAAGAGGUGCCUGAAGGGUGCUACACAAAACCCUAACGAAUCCAUCCAUGCAAAGGUUUGGAAUAGGUACAGCAAAACAAAAUUUUGUGGCCACACAAGACUUCUCUUCAUAGUCAAACAUACACCUGUUCAACACAACUUUGGGUAUGAAGGAGCAAAUAUCAUUUCACAUCUCCUUGGGACUGACACAAGAUUGCAUGAAACAAUGAAGUUUUUGGACCAAGAAAGAGCCAGACAUGCAACACCAAAGUUGAAGAAGGCACUGCAAAAGAAAGAUGACUCUUUAUCAGGCUGGAGAUCUCCAGACUUGUUUACAAGAGGUAUAGACAUCCAAGCUGUUAAUGUCGUCAUAAACUUCGACUUCCCCAAGAUGGCCGAAACUUACUUGCACAGGAUUGGUAGAUCAGGACGCUUUGGGCAUCUUGGCAUUGCCAUCAACCUGAUAACUUACGACGAUCGCUUUGCUCUGCAUCGCAUUGAGCAGGAGCUAGGCACAGAGAUCAAGCCUAUCCCCAAGGUCAUUGAUCCUGCUUUGUAUGUUGCGGAGCAUCACUUUGAAGAGGAUGACGAAGGCAAUAUCAGCAAGUAACUGCCCCCUGGUGAUCAUUUAAGAUGGCACAAACGGGGAAAGAGCAUCUCUGUUCCCUUCGUUUAGUGUCCCAAGGCCACAAGUGGAAGCCAUCAGCCAAUACAGCAGAACACCACACUCGUACUAGGCAUCACUUCAGACCUUGGAUUGCUGGGACGUGGGGACUGGAUAGGGAACAGGAAAUGAAAGUAGUGUUUGGCAUUGUGGUGAAUGGUAGCUAACUCUGGCUGGCCUGUUUAGGUUGUCUGCGAGACUAUACUCUCAGGUGAUUAUCAAUAUGAAUAGAAUAUUUCGGUGGUUUUCCUUUGUAAAGUCUAUCAUAAACACUUCGGCCAGCUAGUGGUGGUGCCCAAGAAGAACGGCUGCAAAGGACAGCUUAUGUGUUGUGUCGAGUCAAUGAGUGACUAGAAUUGUGCGAAUCAAGAUGCAGUGCAGGAAAUUUGGAAAAAUACUCGUUAGCUAGUGUGAUGUUCUGUUGAUGGUGAUAGCUUUAUUCACUAACUGUUGUGGCCAGAAAUUCAAAUGACAAUAUUUAUUGUCUCAAUGGUGUUGACACACAGGUCUACAGUCAUUAGUGAGAAGUGAGUAAUGUGUGUACAAGGAGUGAGGUGUUGGAUCUUGCCCUCGACCACUGUUUUUGCAAGACCGUCGUACCUCAACUGCAACAGAAACUCUCAGAUAUACAAAUAUUCGUCUGUGAUGUAUUUCUAAUGACUGGGACAGGACCUAUCAUGGAAAGCAGGACCUACAUAUGAUCAAUUAAUUGUUGCUGCCUUUGGGAAGGCAGUCAUUGGUCUUUGCUUUUAAAUAUUUAUGUACAGUUAGGACAACUUGUGCAUUGUUACCGUGGGAGUAUUGCGUGGUUAAAACUUUUCCCUAUUGACCAUUUAUUUCGUAAUGAUCUAAAUGCUUCACAAAGAUUAUAAAAAAUCCUGACUAAGUUAGGACAAAGCUGGUUUGACAAUGCACAUUUGUAGUUUUGUAAAUCUAUUUUUAUACAAGAUGGAUUGUAAGUUACCAGUAGGAUGGAGUGGUUCUCUGUACAUCUCCAAACAAGGGUGGGUCCACUCCAAGCAACCCUUCCAUCCUGCUGGUGUCUGGCUGUCCUCUCUGUACAGUUCUCCCAGUGAAACCCAACUGCAGCACUGAUACCAUAACCCAAAGCUACACCUUGUCUAGCAGAAUUGGUGUGAAACCUAUGCCUUCAUCACCGCCAUCAGUGCAGUGCUGAGAGACCAUGGACUCGUAAAGGCACGAUGUGGAAGUUGGGGGAAAUAGUUUGUCAGGUCAGCAGUUGUGGAAUGAGAGCAGGCUCUUUUCAGGGCUCAUGGUUUAUAGUUAAAAUUUUGGAUUCUGAUGGCAUCCCCCAGAUUACUGCCUAACUUAGCUGGGGCCUAGGCUUGUGAAUCCUAAAAAAAUUCCUCACCUCAAACGCUGUGAUCAAGCAUUCAGCUCACAGUUUAAGAACCUAAGGGAGAUAUUUUUUUUUUUUUUUUUUUUUUUUUUUUUUUUUUUUAUGGACCCACCCGAAUUUCAUCUGACAAAUAUUUAAGUGAUGUGCUCAUUCAAAAUUCUUGACUCAUUUACUCUGUCUCUCUCUAUUCUGUCAUUAGUCAGGUGAAAAUACUUCUCUUCUGAUAUUGUUUGAUUUUACAUUUUGGCAUUUGGACAUUGUAGUUACAAUACCAUUUUUGUUUUUGUUUUUGUUUUUUUGUGUACUUUAUCAAAAUUGUCAUAAUUGGAGCACUGCCAGUGGGUGCCUUGUAAUCCUGCUCCCAUUGGUAAAAAUGUUUUAACUAUUUAAAUUCACCUAGGCACAGAGGAGCUUACAAAAACUUAUGCCAUUAUUAUGAAAUCUGUCCAGUGUAAGCUGCUCCUAAGCCUCCUUCUACCUUGUACUCUGACAAAAUUUGGAUUACACCAUUCUAACAUCACAUAUUUGUAAGUGGUCAAAAUUUCCACCAUGUUAAAGAUAAUUAAAUUUAACUCAAACAACAGGGAGCCAAAGUUAAUUGGCUGGAAAAACUAUUGAGUGGUGGGAAAUUGACCAUAUUAAUAUGCUCCAUCAACACCUUGGAGUUUUAGAAAGUGCUUUUAUAGACUAUUUCAUUGGCUAGUAUUUUGAUAUUUAAACACAAAGGACCAUGUUAAAAUUGUUUUUAUCAGUAGCAAUAUGUAAAGACUACUUAAGGGUACUGCACCCUGAAUGAUAUUCAUGAGUACCAUGAAUUUAUGAAUCCUGGAAUGAUGCAAGUUUUUAUUUUUGACUUAAAAGUACUACUGAACUUCUGGUUUUGGGGCUUGGGCACCUCAUUCUUUAUGGUGUGGGAUAGAGGACUUGAUUCCAGUAAUUCAUUUUUAAGUUAACUUCCUGGAACAUUAUUGCAUUGUGGAAUAUAAAAUGCUCCCUGUAAUUACAUUUGCGGUAAAGAUUGGUGUUGACAUCAAAGAAUCACCUACAGGCUCUGCACUCUCCAUCCCUUGCAAACCUGUACAGGUGUCCAAUGGGGGAGGAAUCUCUUUGAACUAAAUUUUGAUUUGUCUUUAGACAAAAUUGUAACAAGUUAUUGGUCACAAUUAAAUAAGCCUCACCCCA
This is a messenger RNA of Portunus trituberculatus (swimming crab), 4535 nucleotides long. It is a transcript of the gene me31B, whose product is annotated as ATP-dependent RNA helicase me31b-like. NCBI's taxonomy places the organism in Eukaryota, Metazoa, Arthropoda, Malacostraca, Decapoda, Portunidae. The transcript has 9 exons. Gene Ontology annotation, biological process: cytoplasmic stress granule assembly; P-body assembly. Gene Ontology annotation, molecular function: mRNA binding; RNA helicase activity; ATP binding. The record is from RefSeq and is a predicted model, not a curated record. Gene Ontology annotation, cellular component: P-body; cytoplasmic stress granule. The coding region runs from base 326 to 1939 and encodes 537 amino acids.